Messenger RNA from Delphinapterus leucas (beluga whale), 3192 nucleotides. RefSeq names its product ESF1 nucleolar pre-rRNA processing protein (gene ESF1). Gene Ontology annotation, molecular function: RNA binding. Gene Ontology annotation, biological process: rRNA processing. Lineage: Eukaryota; Metazoa; Chordata; Mammalia; Artiodactyla; Monodontidae. Gene Ontology annotation, cellular component: nucleus. The record is from RefSeq and is a predicted model, not a curated record.
GUGCCAUUACGGCUGCGCGUCACGCUGAGGAUUGUGGGAGUCGGGGGCCUACGUGUGGCUCGGAGAAGUCUCGGAAUUGUGUUUGGUUUCUUCAAGCAUUUGCCCAGUCAGACAUUUAAAAAUGGCAUCCAAACAAGAAAUAAUGAGUGACCAGCGGUUUAGGCGGGUUGCAAAGGACCCGAGAUUUUGGGAAAUGCCAGAAAAGGAUCAAAAAAUCAAAAUUGACAAGAGAUUUCGAGCAAUGUUUCAUGACAAAAAGUUCAAAUUGAAUUAUGCUGUGGAUAAAAGAGGACGCCCCAUCAACCAUAGCACUACAGAGGACUUGAAGCGUUUUUACGACCUUUCAGAUUCUGAUUCGGAUCUCUCUGAUGAAGAUAAUAAAGCUUUGAACCAAAAGAAAAUGAAGAAGAAAAAACCCCAGACUAAAAACGAAAAAGAAUCAAAAAAUCUUGUUGAGGAGAAAAAGAAAGAAACCAAGAAAAUUAAUCAAAAGGAUUCUGGAAAUAAGAAUGAUUUAGAUAACUCCGAGAGAAUUCAGAAAAUGAAAACCUCGUGCAAAUCUAAGAAGAUAGAGUCAACAAGUCCCAAGAGCGAUAGCAAAGAAUUUAUACAAAAAAGUACAAAAGGGAAAAAAACCAUUGUUCAACAUAAUACGGACUUGUUUCCCAAAGGAAAAUUAAGAACAGUAGACUCAGGCACCUCUGAAAUUGCACAGUCUCCCAAAGUCAAGUAUUCUGAGACAGGAAGAGAAAUGCAAUCAGUGAUUCCAUUCAUAAUGGCAAGAGACAGUGAUGGUCAUGAAAACUCAGCAAGUGGUAAAAUGUUUGACAAAGAAGCUCUGGAGGAAGAUUCAGAAAGUGCUAGUGAAAUAGGAGGUGAUGAAGAAUCUGAAGAUGAAUUUACAGGCAUUUGUAGAGCUGUUGCUGCUGAUCUUCAUGAUGAUGAUGAUGAUGGAGGGAAUGAAAAUGAUGAGGAGGAAGAUGAAGAUGAGGAUAGUGAGGAUGAUGAUGAAAGUGACAGUGGCCCCGAUCUUGCGAGGGGCAAAGGAAAUAUAGAAAGUAGUUCUGAAGAUGAAGAAGAUAUGGCAUAUUUACUUCCAGAGGAAUCUGGUUUUGAGCAUGCUUGGAGAGAAUUAGAUAAAGAUGCUCCUCGGGCUGAUGAGAUUACGCAUCGAUUAGCAGUUUGCAACAUGGACUGGGAUAGAUUGAAGGCAAAAGAUUUGCUGGCUUUGUUCAAUUCAUUUAAACCUAAAGGAGGUGUUAUAUUUUCUGUAAAGAUAUAUGCUUCAGAAUUUGGAAAGGAGAGGAUGAAGGAAGAGCAAGUUCAAGGACCAGUAGAGUUAUUAAGCAUUCCUGAAGAUGCCCCUGAAAAGGACUGGACCUGUAGAGAAAAACUGAGAGAUUAUCAAUUCAAACGACUGAAGUACUAUUAUGCGGUAGUAGACUGUGAUUCUCUUGAAACAGCCGCUAAAAUUUAUGAGGAUUGUGAUGGCCUGGAAUUCGAAAGUAGUUGCUCGUUCAUAGAUCUCAGGUUUAUACCAGAUGAUAUUACUUUUGAUGAUGAGCCCAAGGAUGUAGCCUCAGAAGUGGAUUUAACAGCAUAUAAGCCAAGAUAUUUCACAUCUGCUGCAAUGGGAACAUCAACGGUGGAGAUCACUUGGGAUGAGACAGAUCAUGAAAGAAUUACAACACUCAACAGGAAGUUUAAAAAGGAAGAGCUUUUGGACAUGGAUUUUCAAGCCUACUUAGCUUCCUCUAGUGAAGAUGAAGAAGAGAUAGAAGAGGAGCUACAAGGUGAUGAUGGAGUCAGUGUAGAAGAAGGUGGGAAAACAAAAAGAAGCCAGAAGGAUGAUGAAGAACAAAUUGCUAAAUAUAGGCAGCUCUUGCAAGUUAUUCAAGAAAAAGAAAAGAAAGGCAAAGAAAAUGAUAUGGAAAUGGAAAUUAAGUGGGUUCCAGGCCUUAAAGAAAGUGCAGAAGAGAUGGUCAAAAACAAAUUGGAAGGAAAGGAUAAACUGACCCCAUGGGAACAAUUUUUAGAGAAGAAGAAAGAGAAAAAAAGACUGAAAAAGAAACAAAAGGCUCUUGCUGAAGAGGCCAGUGAAGAUGAAGUUCCCUCUGAUGUUGAUAUGAAUGACCCAUACUUUGCCGAAGAAGCUAAAAAAAUAGGUAUAAAAGAAAAGAAGAAAUCAACAAAAUCUGCAAAAGAUGGCACAUCUCCAGAGGAACAAGCUGAACUAGAAAGACAAAAGGCUGAAAUGGCUUUGCUCGUAAUGGAUGAGGAGGAAGAGAGCAAGAAACACUUCAAUUAUAACAAGAUUGUGGAGCACCAGAAUCUGAGCAAAAAGAAGAAAAAGCAGCUUAUGAAGAAGAAGGAAUUAUUGGAGGAUGACUUUGAGGUCAAUGUUAAGGAUGCACGGUUUCAGGCAAUGUAUACUUCCCACUUGUUCAAUUUGGAUCCUUCAGAUCCUAAUUUCAAGAAAACAAAAGCUAUGGAAAAAAUCCUUGAGGAGAAAGCCCGUCAGAGAGAACAAAAAGAACAAGAACUUACUCAGGCAAUAAAGAAAAAAGAGAGUGAAAUUCAGAAGGAAUCACACAAGAGAUCCAUUGAUCCUGCCUUGUCAAUGUUGAUUAAAUCUGUAAAAAACAAAACAGAGCAGUUUCAAGCAAGAAAAAAGCAAAAAGUCAAAUAGGUGUAUGUUGUUUCUUUUUGGUUUGAGAAUGUAUAAAGUAUACAGAAGUGAUGGAAGGAAUACUUAUUGGGAACAGUGCUAUACCUUUCAAGAAUAUGAAUAAAAACUGUUGUAAAAUUUAUUUUCUGUAUAUAACAGUUAGACCAAAUUGUGUAUGAUUGAUAGAUUUGUACUGUGUAUUUCCACAGAUUAAUCCAGGUUAUAGGAUGUAUAAAAUUUUUAUAUUUAUUACUCUGCUAGCUUUUUUUAAAGACUGUUUAUAAUUCUAUGUAAAAAAUAGAGGAGUGCCCAAGUCUUAAGUCUAAAUAAGAGUUAGGAACAACUUGAAAAUAUGUAUAUGCAAUACAUUAAUUUAUCUGGAAGCAGGAGGCAGAUUUAGAUACUUGUUUAAAUAAUUUAUAUUUCUAGCCAUAAUGAAUAGAAGCCAAUAACUUUCUUUGUUGUUUGGUCAUGUUUAUUAUAGUUUAUUAAUUUGUAAAUAAAAAUUUUUACUAUUUUGUAUA